Molecule: messenger RNA, 1551 nt
Organism: Puccinia triticina
Lineage: Eukaryota; Fungi; Basidiomycota; Pucciniomycetes; Pucciniales; Pucciniaceae
Exons: 4
Coding region: 1-1551 (516 amino acids)
Biological process (GO): L-homoserine metabolic process
Molecular function (GO): homoserine O-acetyltransferase activity; L-serine O-acetyltransferase activity
Source: RefSeq, a predicted model, not a curated record
AUGCGUACUGGUUUCAGCAAGUUACGCUCACCUGGGCAUAUCUUAUCCUCACCGAUCUCUCGUCGAUCGGUCAAACCCAUCAUCCACUCCGACGAAUCCCGACUGAUAGACUUGCCACGCGAGAUCCUUGCCCGCAGUCCGAUUUGUACGGUAAUCCACCUUGCGAACUCAGCGAAACGGGCCAAGUUCGAUGCCAAGCACGCUCCUGUAUACCGAAGCUAUUCCAAACGUGCCUCACUACGCACGCCAGAUGGACCUGAACCGACUUACUCCAAGCUGGUCAGCGGUUAUCAAGUUUAUCACCACCCGACUCCCUUCAAAUUAGACUACGGCCAAACCUUACAGAGCUUCGACUUGGCUUACGAAGUCUGGGGCAAGCUGUCGGACCGCAAGGACAACGUCAUCCUCAUCCAUACGGGCCUAUCAGCCAGUAGCCAUGCCAAGAGUCACGAAGAAAACCGAAACCCUGGAUGGUGGGAAAAGUUCGUCGGCCAUGGGCCAAGCUAUCCCAUCGACUUGGAUCGCUACUUUGUGAUCUGUACCAACGUAUUGGGGUCUUGUUAUGGUUCAACGGGCCCUCAUUCAAUCAAUCCACUCACUGGUCAUCGCUAUGCAACCGAAUUCCCCAUCGUGUCGAUUUUUGACAUGGUGAGAGCUCAAUUCAAGUUGUUAGAUCAUCUGGGGAUUGAUCACCUGUAUGCUAGCAUCGGAAGUAGUAUGGGGGGUAUGCAGAGCAUCGCUGCUGCAUGGUUAGAACCAGAAAGGGUCGGUAAAGUCGUCAGCAUCAGUGGAUGUGGGCGGUCAGGACCAUCGAGCAUUGCGAUUCGCUACGCUCAACGCUCAGUAUUGAUGGCCGAUCCGAACUGGAAUAACGGAUUCUACUACGACUCGGCCCCACCUCACGUGGGGAUGAAAUUGGCCCGUCAAAUUGCCACGAUCACCUAUCGAUCCGGACCUGAAUGGGAGCAGCGCUUUGGAAGAAGUCGGCGCUCAGUUGUUAAUCAGCGCGGUCAAACUCUUCUAAGUCCACCCACGUUGUCUCCCGACUUCUUGAUCGAAACUUACCUAGACCAUCAAGGCGAACAGUUCUGUCUCAAAUACGACGCAAACAGUUUGUUGUAUGUCUCAAAGGCAAUGGAUCUUUUCGAUAUGACUGUCGAGGGUUUGGAUGAGCUAGGGCGAUACCAAACUGGAGUCGCCAACUCAGCUGAUGAGCCUUCAUUUCAGAACCAGCCAGAUCGUGAUCAAGCUGGCCGAGUGACCAGUCUAUCAUCCGCGGGCGACCAUAAAAUCAUUGCUUCACUUGCCCGGACGUUCCAAAGAUUUCAAUCAGACCAAGAAUUUCUCAUUCUUGGUGUCCAAACCGAUAUCCUUUUCCCGAUCACUUUGCAGAGGGAGUUGGCCGAAGCUAUCCGAUCUUCGUCGUCGGACCGUCCUCCACAUGAGGCUCCGGCCGUCACAUAUUUCGAACUUCAUUCGCCAUUCGGUCAUGAUACUUUCUUGAUUGAUCUGAAUGGCGUUGGCGGUGCUAUCAGAGGAUUUCUUUCUUAA